Molecule: messenger RNA, 330 nt
Organism: Drechmeria coniospora
Lineage: Eukaryota; Fungi; Ascomycota; Sordariomycetes; Hypocreales; Ophiocordycipitaceae
Exons: 1
Coding region: 1-330 (109 amino acids)
Source: RefSeq, a predicted model, not a curated record
AUGAACUUUACCGCCGCCAAGUCGGAGCUCUUCCCCGGCGAGGAGUACACAUACCUACUGACGCCGUUGCUGCCCUUUAAGCCCGACUUUUUCGAGACGUUUGCGACGCUGUGCGACGUGCUCAUCGACUGCUACACGCGAUUCCUCUCCCUCGUCCCGACGCCCCGCGAGUGCACGACGCCCGUAGCCGAGCUGUUCGCCAAGGCCGACGGCAAGCUGCGCAAGAUCAUCGUUAACGGCGUCGUUAAGAAGUUUAAGGAGCACAGCCGGAGCUACGUCAAGACGGAGGUGGCGAGCAUCGGCAAGGUCGUCCUGGGCGGCCUAAUAUAA